This is a messenger RNA of Diaporthe batatas, 255 nucleotides long. RefSeq names its product RNA-binding protein LSM5. The transcript is spliced from 6 exons. Gene Ontology annotation, molecular function: RNA binding. The record is from RefSeq and is a predicted model, not a curated record. The coding region runs from base 1 to 255 and encodes 84 amino acids. Gene Ontology annotation, cellular component: U4/U6 x U5 tri-snRNP complex; Lsm1-7-Pat1 complex; U6 snRNP. Lineage: Eukaryota; Fungi; Ascomycota; Sordariomycetes; Diaporthales; Diaporthaceae. Gene Ontology annotation, biological process: mRNA splicing, via spliceosome.
AUGGCAUCUCAAGUUCAACCCCUAGAGCUCGUCGACAAGUGUGUCGGAUCCAGGAUAUGGGUCAUUAUGAAGGGUGACAGGGAGUUCAGCGGCACUCUGCUGGGGUUCGAUGACUACGUCAACAUCGUUUUGGAGGACGUAACGGAAUUCGGCUAUGAUGGAAAUUCGACCAAGCUCUCCAAGAUCCUGUUGAACGGCAACAACAUUUGCAUGCUCAUCCCAGGAGGAGAGGGGCCAGCAGGAGCACAGUCAUAG